UGUGCUAGAAAUAUUUUACUUAAAAAUACAGUCCAUAUUUGACAUAGUCUACACAAAUAAAGAUGGCCGACGCCGGUAACGAAGAUCGUGUCCAAAAAAUGGAAGUGGAUUACAGUUCCACUGUUGACGAAAAAAUCCCUAAGUGUGAAAAACUAGCAAAGCAAGGAAAACUGAAUGAUGCUCUGGAAAUACUCCUUGCAUUAGAAAAACAAACAAGAACUGGAGCAGAUACGCACUCACUAAGCAGGGUUUUGGAAACUGUGGUCAGGCUGUGUUUUGAGACAAAAAGCUGGGAGGCAUUGAAUGAAAAUAUAGUUCUACUAACAAAGAAGAGAGGACAAAUCAAACAGUCAGUGACAAAAAUGAUCCAGGAGGCAUGUUCAUACGUUGAAAAGACACCAAACUUGGACAUAAAGUUGAAGCUUAUAGACACACUCAGGACGGUGACGGCAGGAAAGAUCUAUGUCGAAAUAGAACGAGCCAGAUUGACCAGAACCUUGGCCAAAAUUCGAGAAGAUGCUGGAAAAAUUGCUGAAGCUGCAGAUAUCUUGCAAGAGUUACAGGUUGAGACAUUCGGCUCAAUGGAGAAGAAAGAAAAGGUGGAGUUUAUCCUUGAACAAAUGCGGCUCUGUCUGGCAAAGAAGGACUUCAUAAGAACGCAGAUCAUCAGCAAGAAGAUCAAUACAAAGUACUUUGAGGAUGCCAACACAACAGAGUUGAAGUUGAAGUACUACCAGUUAAUGAUAGAGCUUGAUGAGCACGAGGGCUCCUACCUGUCCAUCUGUAAGCACUACAGGGCUGUGUACGACACUGCAGAGAUCAAGGAGAGCGCAGACAAGGCCAGGGAGGCCCUGAGAUACGUAGUCCUGUACAUGGUUCUCUCCCCUUAUGACAACGAGCAAUCUGACAUGAUCCACAGACUUCAAGAGGACAAAAUGCUGAAUGAUAUACCAAAGUACAAAGAGCUGUUAAAGUGUUUUGUGACCAGUGAGAUCAUACAAUGGAAGCCGUUCUGUCAGCAGUUUGAGUCCGAGCUGAAGUUUGGCUCGGCAGGCAGUCCCGCCACCAAUGUGUUCAACACCAAGCUAGAGGGAGGGACCAAACGCUGGGGGGAUCUCAAGAACAGGGUCGUUGAACAUAAUAUCCGUGUGAUGGCUAAAUACUACACACGAAUCCGUAUGAGAAGAAUGGGAGAGCUUCUGGACCUCACAGAGGCUGAAAUUGAAGAAUUCCUGUCCACAUUAGUUGUAAAUAAGACGAUUCAGGCCAAAAUAGAUCGACUGGAGGGCAUUGUGAAUUUCACAGAGCAGAAGGACCCCAAUGACAUUCUGAAUGACUGGUCGUUGAACAUUAACACUCUGAUGCAACUCGUUAGCAAGACCACACACCUUAUCACUAAGGAGGAGAUGGUUCAUAAGCUGGAAUAGAACUCGCAACACAUGACUGUGCCUUACCAUCAUGCAGUGCCCGUCGGAAUGGGAGGCUAAUUGAAAGCAUUUAACUCACUUGCUGACUAAUGUGAUGUUGGCUUUGUAUUAGAAAGUGUUGAAUGAUCAAUUGAUCCUUGCUUGGGGAAACCAAGGCUUAAUGCAUGUGCAUGAAGUGUCGUCCUAGAUUAGCCUGUGAAGUAUAGUCAGGGAUGAUCCUUUCUGCUUUAUGGCAAAAAAAAAUCAAAGGAAAUGUCUUAAGUAACUCAAAUCCACUCUGCAGACUGUACGGGCUAAUCUUGAAUGACACUUUAAACACAUGCAUUUAGACCGUUGUUUUCUACAAAAACAGGCCCAUACGUAUAUGUAUUGAGGCCGGUUUUCCCAGACACCAUCUACAUUAAUGGUAAUUUAGCAGUGGUAUUUCUGGUUAUUUUUUUUCACAGCAUACAUGAGCAAAACUUAAAUAAAGGGCAAUUAUACCACAUAGUAAACAUAAAAGUAUGUCUAUGAAAUCAGUGCAAAUGUUGGUCAAUGCUUACCAUUAGAUGAAUUUGUAGUUUAAGUUGUUUUUUGUCAUUACUGGUAUGUAGAAUAUCUAAAAGCAGAAAUAAAAAUUUGGCGUAGUAACUGGUAUAAUUAAUGCCGCUGUUUUUUGUUUAUUUUCAUAUAUCUGCACUGUUUUUUGCUUAUUUCCAUAUGUCUCAGUGAAUACAUAUUUCAACAAGAAAUUGUUAGUGCUAUACACAUUUGAUAAUAAAUGUUUACUCAUA
Molecule: messenger RNA, 2200 nt
Organism: Dreissena polymorpha
Lineage: Eukaryota; Metazoa; Mollusca; Bivalvia; Myida; Dreissenidae
Product: 26S proteasome non-ATPase regulatory subunit 12-like
Exons: 11
Coding region: 63-1427 (454 amino acids)
Cellular component (GO): nuclear proteasome complex; proteasome regulatory particle, lid subcomplex; cytoplasm
Source: RefSeq, a predicted model, not a curated record